Messenger RNA from Pistacia vera, 1668 nucleotides. Its product is annotated as zinc finger CCCH domain-containing protein 62-like. Gene Ontology annotation, molecular function: metal ion binding. NCBI's taxonomy places the organism in Eukaryota, Viridiplantae, Streptophyta, Magnoliopsida, Sapindales, Anacardiaceae. The coding region runs from base 1 to 1539 and encodes 512 amino acids. The record is from RefSeq and is a predicted model, not a curated record. The transcript is spliced from 9 exons.
AUGGCGAUCUCUGAGCAAGCAACAAUCAAAGAAUAUCAAGUAAACGAUGAAAACUAUACUGAAAGUGAAGGAUCUGACUCGGGUUACGAUUCGGAUUUAGACCCGAGUUACAUCGUUCUUGAAGACACUCACGCCAAGUUUGCGAACCUCUCUGUCAGGAAAAAGACUAAGUCACGAUCCAAUGUUGAUGUUGAUGAAAAUGAAGAAGAAUUUAAAAAGAUUGUCGAAGCUGGGCAGCUGGAGAAACUGAAAGUGGAGCAGUGUAAGAUUUAUUUGAGGAAGGAUGGAUUGAGAUUGACUGGCAAUAAAAGCACUCUUAUUCAGCGCAUAAGGGAGCAUUUAGAGGUUUCAAAUGGUGAAGGGGAGAAAAAGUACCCAAUAUCUAGCUUUGUAUUGAACUGUAAAGGUGAUGCGUGCACAGGCGAUGUUGUCAUGUUUGAGCAGAAUGUUUAUGAAAUGUUCAAUAUAGCAUCGCGUAGUGCAAGUGGUCCUCCAUGUGGUAAAAGGAUUGUUGUAGGCCGCAUUGUUAAAGAAAGCUAUGGAGCAGCCAAGCAGCAACAUACAUUUACGGUAGAGGUCCUCUGGAGCAAAGGGGAGAAGCCACUCUCUCCACUUCAUCCCCUCCUAAUUAAGGGUCGAAACCUUUAUCGGCUAAAGACCCUGAGACAGAGAUGGGAUGAUGAAGGUGAGAGGCAUAGAGUUCUGAUGGAAAAACACUCAAGAGGUUCUCUUGCCAGGUCUGACAGAGAAACACGAAUCCAGGGGAAGGAAAAGAGGAAAAUGCUCAAGGCAAAUAGGAUGUCCAUGAAGAAGGAUGGAAACCGUAUUCAGUCUCACUUGAAUUCAAAAGCAACAGAAAAUGGGGAAUUUCUUUUUCACCAGUCAGAUUUAUCUGUUGAUGCAAAUAAAAUGGCAACUAGAACUCAGCAGCAAGCAAUUAUGCCUCAAGAACCCAGCUUAAUUGUUGAUUCGAGGAAAUCAGUAGCAGCUCAACCUCAGUUGGCUUUCAAGUCCAGAAUUCUGCCUUCAGAUUCUCAAGAACCCAAGAUAAUAAUGCAGAACAAUAAUAAAAAACAACUUCCCCAGAACCCUGUUAGGUAUAGUGGCAUUGUGGAAAUGCAGCACCCUUUGGAUGCCAUCAUCUUUCAUACAGAGAGGACUGAUCACAGACAGCCAUUAUCUUUCAUGCAGCACCCUUUGGAUCCCUUUGGAUGCCCAAUGGAUGCCAUUAUCUUUCAUACAGAGAGGGCUGAUUACAGACAGCCCAACUUUGAUAUGAGUAGCCAUCAACCUCCUACCUAUAAAUAUCCCAAUACAAAUCAGAUGAAUAGCUUAUCAGAGUGGACUAAUCAUAGGCAGCCAUUGAAGAGCAUCAAUCAUUUUCAUCCAAUGGAGCCGCCUCCUAGACUUGGAUGCGGAAAACAACAAAUGUGCAGGUAUUAUGCUCAAGGAAGAUGCCAUUUUGGAGACAACUGCAAAUUUUUGCAUGAAAAGGAGACAAAUCAUAGUUGGCAAGAGAGGUGGCAUUGCUUUUAUUAGAAUUUUGAAAGGCACUUUUGAUGCUUAUGUAAAUGCGUGGAUUGUCUAUAGUCUACACUUGAUUAUUGUCAUUUGAUCAAAUGUUAGGAAGAUAUGUUCAAUGCAGUAAAGUGCAUUGAGAUUUUUGCU